AUGCAGGUGAACGAGGCGGGCGAGGACGCAGUGGAUGUGACCGGAGACGCGUCGCUGCGCGAGCUGAUCCGCGCAUGCAUCGACCGGUACUCCAUCGUGUCCGUCGCCAACCUCCGCGAUGCAGACUCCUUGGCAGAUGUCAGAGAACGCAUUCUUGCGUCCUGCACGCUGAAGGAUAGCAUGCGAUUGGCCAAGUUUGUCGUCAAUGAUGCAAUUGUGUUCCAACAGCAGGAACACAAUUUCCCGGCGCGGCUGUGCUGCGGAGACCGCAAUAAUUUUAUUAUUUAUGUGCCGCCCACGCUGCACAUUCUGGAGCAGGUCGGAGUCGAGAUUAGCAAUCCCGAGGCCAAGCAGCGCGAAGCGCUCGAUAUGCUCGUUUAUUCCUUCUCCCAUUUGUCGCUGAAAGGAGAUAAGCAGCAGCAACAGCAGCAGCAGGGCUAUCGAGGAAGUUUCAGCAUGAUGAGUCAGGGUGAGGCGGGAAAGAGUCCGGAGCCGUUAGGAAGCUCUGCAAGGAUGAUGAGCGUGGCAGGAGAGAGCAAAAAUCAGAUUUAUAAGCCGAUUAGUGUUGGAGGGAAUGAGACAGAGAAGAGGAAAAUGGUGGAGAAUAACAUGAAGGAGUGUACCAUCAUGUAGAAGGAGAAGAGUAGUGGUAGAAUAAUAAGAAUAUAAAAAUAAAACUAAAAAGAAUGGAUCAUAGAAGAAU
Blastocystis hominis is the source of this 703-nucleotide messenger RNA. RefSeq lists its product as hypothetical. NCBI's taxonomy places the organism in Eukaryota, Bigyra, Opalinata, Blastocystidae. The record is from RefSeq and is a predicted model, not a curated record. The transcript has a single exon. The coding region runs from base 1 to 633 and encodes 210 amino acids.